AUGGCGACCUCCCGCUUCUGCGCGCUGCCCGGCGCGCUCCUCGCACUGGUCCUCCUCUCCGCCGCGUCCCUCCCGUCCCCUGCUUCCGCCUUCCGCGGUCGAAUUCUCACGACCCCCGCGCCUGCGCCCGCGCCCGCGCCAGAGGAAGACUCGUCCGGCAUCGUUGCAAUGGAGACCAUCCCGUCCCCGUGGCCCGCAACCAACGCGUCUAUGGACGCCGCCGCGAUCGCCGCGACCAUCGACCCGAACGUCAACGACACGUACCCCGCGGUUCUCGAUCCGAUCACCCAGCCGGCGCCUCCACCGUAUGUGGCGCUGAAUCAGUUCAUGGAUCCCGCGGAUAUCGGCGCGGCGCUGGAUCAGAUCGAUGCGCGCGCCGUCGCGUACUCGUCUACCCUGGAGGAUACGAGUCUGCCGACAGAUGCGCCGGAGGAAGUGGCGAACUGGACCAACACGCUCGCCACUGAUCCCGGAUACGCCUCCUACCCGUACAAGAAGCCCCGGUACCACCCGGUGUACGGGCUUGCUGUGAAGAAGCCCAACGGCAAGUGGUACACGUACGUCAACAACAACCUGCAGUGGCCGGGCGUCGAUGACUGGGCCACUGGCUUCAAGACGUGCCGUUUCACCCAGCCUGACCCUUACUUGGGCUUUAACUGCACUGAGGAUGCCACCUGCCCCGGGUGCCCCUACUGCCGCGCGCAGCAGUGCUUCUUCAACCGCCACUGGCCCACCUACCGCAACCCCCAGGCUGAUGGCACUAUCCCCGGGCAGAUGUACUGGCAGCGCAUUAUUGAUGCUGCCAUUAACCCUAAGAGCAUGUGGCGGGGGCGAAAGGCGCCUGCGGAAAGGCGCGUGGAGGAGGCGGAAGAAUCGGCGGAAAGCAGCGAGGGCGAGACGGAGGCGAGUCGCGAUGCGGAGAGUGACGCGGACGACAGCGGAAGCGACGGCGGAAGUGACGACGGGAGUAACGGGAACGAAAUAGUAGACGGGGAUAAAGGGAAUAAACAGCGCGCGAGAGUGGUCCGAGACGAGGAACCGUCCAAUGGGAAGCGCGGGCCAGACGCCAGUGAUACAGCGACAUUAACGACACGUGGCAAGAAUUCUAUCCCCAGCGCGGUGCGGCUGCCUUGGUUGACGUGGCUUGCUCUGACUGGCUCGUAUCUGGUCGCGGUGAUUCUCGCAUUUAGUGUUCUCCGCGCAACCCUCCCCGCGCAUGAGGACCCCCUCACCCCGUGCAAAUUUCCGUCUUCCGCCAAUGCGGAAGAUUUUGAGACGACUUCCGUCGAUGCCUCCGCUGUUUCCGGCGCUGCUGGCGGGAGCCAACCGGCGAACGCGACGCGAUGGACUAAUGCCACGUGUCCUGUCCCGUGGCACCCAGCCGUGGACGUGCUGACGUGGCGGUGGUCCCCGCUAGCGGCGGCGGCGGCCGUGCUAGGGUUCAUGAUUUGCGCGCUGCGCGCAUUGGGAAGCGGAUUGGCGGAACUCGGCGCGCUGGAGGAGCGCCUCCGCGCAUUAGAAGGGGGAGGGGGCGGGCGCGGGGGAAGGCUGGGGGAAGGCGGGGCGGAGGGGGAAGAAGGCGGAAGCGGACGGGGGAGGGGUGCGGGGGGGAUUGGAGGGAUGUCAGGUUCGGAAGGAGGUUCGGAGGGAGGUUCGGACGGAAGGGCGGUGGUGACAGCUGGCAGCAAGCUGGCGGUAUCGGUGGGGCGGAGCUCUCUGUUGGGGAUUCUGGUGCAUGAGAUAAGAGCGCCGCUUAGAGGCGUACUGGGUCUGCUGCAGCUGCUGCUCUCCUCCUCCCUCGACGAAUCGCAGCGCGACAUGCUGGCAGCCGUGCAGGCCACGUCGCGCCACAUCAUCCACGUCGCCAACAACGUCGUCGACAGCUGGCGCAUCGAGAACCGUCGGAUCGCCGCCGCCUCGUCCGCCGCCGCAUCGUCCGCCGCCGCUGCAAUCUUCCGUGGGGAACGAGGGGGAGGGGGAGGGGGAGGAGAGGGAGGAGGAGGCGGGGGGGGAGGAGGGGGGACAGGCAGGGGAGGCGCGUGGGGAGGCAGGGCCGGGGCGGUGGAGAGGGGGAGCGUGGUGCGGUUGGGGUUAGAGAGUGCGGUGUUUGACCUGCGGUGUGUGGUGGAUGAAGUGGUGCUGCUCGUGGCAGGCGAGGCACGGGAGAAGGGCGUUGAGCUGGCUGCUCUUGUCAUGGACUCAGUUCCCACUGUGGUCGUGGGGGACCCGCUCAGGCUGCGCCAGGUGGCUGGUGGCGCCGCUGCUCAUGGACUCCGUGCCUACUGUGGUCGUUGGGUUGGAGUGGUUCUUUGGUGGGUGUUGUGUGGCACACGUGGGUUUGCUUUUUGCUCCUGUGGCACACGUGGGCUUGCUUUUUGCUCCUGUGGCACACGUGGGUUUGCUUUUUGCUCCUGUGGCACACGUGGGCUUGCUUUUUGCUCCUGUGGGAUUCCCUCCCUACCCUCUCAUUCUCUUCCUCUCUCCCCAACCCACUCUCUCCCCAACCCACUCUCUCCCCAACCCACUCUCUCCCCAACCCACUCUCUCCCCAACCCACUCUCUCCCCAACCCACUCUCUCCCACCCUCUCAAUCGCCCCAACCCUCUCAAUCGCCCCAACCCUCUCAAUCGCCCCAACCCUCUCAAUCGCCCCAACCCUCUCAAUCGCCCCAACCCUCUCAAUCGCCCCAACCCUCUCAAUCGCCCCAACCCUCUCAAUCGCCCCAACCCUCUCAAUCGCCCCAACCCUCUCAAUCGCCCCAACCCUCUCAAUCGCCCCAACCCUCUCAAUCGCCCCAACCCUCUCAAUCGCCCCAACCCUCUCAAUCGCCCCAACCCUCUCAAUCGCCCCAACCCUCUCAAUCGCCCCAACCCUCUCAAUCGCCCCAACCCUCUCAAUCGCCCCAACCCUCUCAAUCGCCCCAACCCUCUCAAUCGCCCCAACCCUCUCAAUCGCCCCAACCCUCUCAAUCGCCCCAACCCUCUCAAUCGCCCCAACCCUCUCAAUCGCCCCAACCCUCUCAAUCGCCCCAACCCUCUCAAUCGCCCCAACCCUCUCAAUCGCCCCAACCCUCUCAAUCGCCCCAACCCUCUCAAUCGCCCCAACCCUCUCAAUCGCCCCAACCCUCUCAAUCGCCCCAACCCUCUCAAUCGCCCCAACCCUCUCAAUCGCCCCAACCCUCUCAAUCGCCCCAACCCUCUCAAUCGCCCCAACCCUCUCAAUCGCCCCAACCCUCUCAAUCGCCCCAACCUUCUCAAUCGCCCCAACCCUCUCUCCCCAUCCAUCAUCCUCGCGAAUCUAAUGGCAGUGGCGGUGCAGCUCACUGACCGUGACCACGUGUUCCUGGUGCUGCCCUCUUCAUUCCUCUCCAUCUUCCACUCCCUCCUCGCCCUCUCAAUCUCCCCAUCCCUCACUCUCCUCUCUCUUCCCCUCACCAUCAGAUCCUCGCGAAUCUAA
This is a messenger RNA of Closterium sp. NIES-65, 3456 nucleotides long. NCBI's taxonomy places the organism in Eukaryota, Viridiplantae, Streptophyta, Zygnematophyceae, Desmidiales, Closteriaceae. The record is from the annotation of a GenBank genome assembly.